UCCACCUUCGUCAAGGAUCAUCAUCUUCCUAACGACAACAACGACGACCGAAAUGUUCUACGAGCCAGGACGCACCGCCCAUGGACUGCCCAGGGAUCCUUUCAAGGUAUGCGAUUGCGUCACAUAGAAAUUGCCCGAAAACGGCCUUCUACAAUCCCAAGGGGAGGAGCACGUCCAGACGAUCUGACGGCGAUGGCGAUGUGAAACAGUCGUGCGUUGUACCACGGCCUAUCGGAUGGAUCUCCACCCGGAGCGCCGGAGAGGAGCCGAUUGACAAUCUCGCGCCAUACUCCCAGUUCAACAACCUUUCCUUCUCGCCUCCAUAUGUCAUGUUCGCGGCGAAUCAAGGUACGUUCGAUGGCCUGAGACUCGGAGCGGGGAGGUCAGGGGAGUGAGUCUGUCUGCUGACCGCGCUCAUCGUUCUCCCCCCCAAAAGACUUGAAUGGCAGCAUGAAGGACACGACCCGCAAUGCUCAGGACUCGGGCCAUUUCGGCUGGAGCAUGGCGACCUUUGCGCUUCGGGACGCCGUGAACGCAAGUGCGGAAAGCGUCGGGCCCGAGGUGGACGAGUUCCUGCACGCCGGGGUCGAGAAGCAGGAGGCGAGGGUGAUCCCGGUGUCCCUGGUCAAGGCGUCCCCGAUCAAAUUCGAAUGCAAGUAUUACACGACGUUGCGCCUGCCCGGGGACACCGCCGUGGGCAGCGUGGACGUCGUGAUCGGCCGGGUCGUCGCCGUCCACGUCGAGGACUGGGCGUUGCGUGACGGGCAGGUCGAUCUGGGAGCCAUCAUGCCUAUCGCACGGUGCGGCUACCUGCAGUAUACCGUCAUCAAGGCGGAUAGCCUGUUUGAGAUGAGUAUUCCGGGCGACCCGAGGAUGAACGACGGUCUAGCAGGCGACGAGGCUCUGGUGAGGGAAUGGGACCCCAAAGGAAGGAGGUCGGAUCAUGCAAAGUAGCAACGCAACAUGCCCGGCCAUUUUUAUGUUGUAUUCAAAUUGAGAUCGACAACACAAAUUCGUCUAUGUACUGCGAAGUGCUCAGAUAUGUGUGCUCAGAUACAUGUGCUCACAAUUGCACAGCUGGGAGGCGGAUCCCAUCUUGGCCGAGAAACGGGAUGCCUUUGAUUUCAUGUUUCCCGGCUCGAAAAGAGAGAGAGUUCCUGUUGACCGGGCAGGCGGGCUUGGAAAGGAGCUCAAUCGCCGUCUGUUCCCGCCCACUUGCUUUCCAUUGUUAAUCUCAAGCGUACCCCGGACCGAACUGCAUUGCGGGG
Messenger RNA from Dissoconium aciculare CBS 342.82, 1268 nucleotides. RefSeq lists its product as uncharacterized. The record is from RefSeq and is a predicted model, not a curated record. Bases 451 to 954 code for a protein of 167 amino acids. Lineage: Eukaryota; Fungi; Ascomycota; Dothideomycetes; Mycosphaerellales; Dissoconiaceae. Gene Ontology annotation, molecular function: FMN binding. The transcript has a single exon.